AUGCGUGCCGACUCUAAAAAAGUGGCAAUUCUGAUCACUGAUGGACAAUCUCAGGAUCAGGUGGAGCCAGCCGCCAAAAACCUGAAGGACACUGGGAUAGAGACAUACGUUAUUGGUGUGGGCCAAGACGUUGAACACAGUGAAAUGAAGAUCAUCGCUUCUGGAGAUGUUGGAACACAUGUGUACAUAAGUGAAGAUUUUAGAUUCCUCCACAGCAUCAUAAACAGCCUGACCCACAGCCUGUGUCACAGAGCUCCCAGCACAGACUCUGUCAGGUUGGUGAAUGGUACCAGUCUGUGUUCAGGCAGACUGGAGGUGAAAACCUCCCAAUCCAACCAGAACUGGUCUUUGGUGUGUAAAGAUGACUUUGACUGGGAGGAUGCAGACGUGGUCUGUAAGGAGCUAGGCUGUGGAUCUCCUUCAGCCCUGAAGGGGGCGCUCUAUGGAGAAGUGGAAGCUUCAACAUGGACAGCAAAGUUCAACUGUGGAGGAACAGAGUCUUCCCUCCUGGACUGCAGAAGAUCAGGCUCUGAUAGAAACACCUGCCAAUCUAAGAAAGCCCUCAGACUCACCUGUUCAGAACCCAUCAGGUUGGCGGGAGGAGCCAGUCGCUGUGAAGGAACACUGGAGCUGAAACGAACAGAGUGGAGACCAGUUAAAGGUCCAGACUGGUUCUUGAUGGAAGCAGCUGUCGUCUGUGGUCAGAUGAACUGUGGUUCUGCUGUUUCUGUUCAAAAACGUGAGAAAUCCUCGGUCGGAUCUGUGUGGUGGGUCGGUUCUGACUGUGUUCGGUCUGGAUAUCCUCUGAGAGAGUGCGCAUCAGCAGACUUAUCUUCCUCCGUCCUGGACAUUACAUGUUUAGACAGUGUCAGGUUGGUGAAUGGUACCAGUCUGUGUUCAGGCAGACUGGAGGUGAAAACCUCCCAAUCCAACCAGAACUGGUCUUUGGUGUGUAAAGAUGACUUUGAGUGGGAGGAUGGAGAUGUGGUCUGUAAGGACCUAGGCUGUGGACCUCCUUCAGCCCUAAAGAGGGCGCUCUAUGGAGAAGUGGAAGCUCCAACAUGGACAGCAAAGUUCAACUGUGAAGGAACAGAGUCCUCCCUCCUGGACUGCAGAAGAUCAGGCUCUGAUAGAAACACCUGCCAUUCUAAGAAAGCCGUCAGACUCACCUGUUCAGAACCCAUCAGGUUGGCGGGAGGAGCCAGUCGCUGUGAAGGAGCACUGGAAGUGAAGCUCGGCUCAUGGAAACCAGUGACAGCCUCAGGUUGGACCAAGAAGGCAGCAGCUGCAGCCUGCAGAGAUUUGGACUGUGGUUCACUCAUUUCCCAGGGAGCCAGGAAUGACUCUUCAGUUGGAGGAGUUUGGGAGAUGGAGAUCAGCUGUUUGAAAUCUGGACGUCCACUUAGGCAGUGUGCAUCACAAUCAGUAUCGUCAUCUCAGUCCGGCACAAUUCUGGAGCUUGUGUGCUCAGACCUGCUGGCUCAUCCGACCAUUUCGGUGUCGUCCAGAGAAGGGCUCACAAGCAACCCUGAGUCGACCUCAGUGGGAGUGUUUCUGGGCUUCAGCUUCACCAUCAGCUGCUCCGUCCAGCCACAGUAUCCAGGAGGCUCCUUCCGGCUUUCCUUCACUUCUUCCAACACCACACACAGCUACGCCCAGCCAGCCAGCAAUCACUCUGCACACUUCUUGUUUCCUGCUGCAGAGCCGGCCCACGGAGGAAGCUACAGCUGUGUUUAUAACGUCCAUGUUUUCUCUCAUAACUUCUCCUCCGACAGCCGCGUGCUGAUUCUGAGAGUCACAGAUCCAACAGUUUUCCUCAUCAGACUGGUGGUCCUGCUGCUGAGUCUGCUGAUCUCCAUCUCUGUGAUUUACUGGAGCCAUCAGGUUGCGGAGAGACCACCAGGGGGCAGCAGACUGACCCACGGAAGAAGUGGAUGUUGGCGGAAGAUGCGGGGUGAAGUGGCGGAAGACCAAGAGGAGGAAGCUCUGUAGCGACACCGUAUGGUGGAGAAUGUGUACUGAAGGAACCAGCUCAUUAGAACCGCUGGAACAUUCUUGAUGUUACUUUGAUGUUCAAUGUCUUUUUUCCCAAAAUCAUGUCAGGUGCUGUAUUUUUGGCUUGGUUCUGUUUUUCCAGACUCUUGUCUUUGGUUUUCUUAUUAAUGAUUUUUAAUAUAAUCCUUGUGAUGAUGUUUCUGGCUGUUUAGGUUUAUGUAAAUCUCAGAUUAUCCAGAGACUUUAUAAUCAGUAGCUGUGAGUUUGCUUUUUGUGUUAUGUGUUAAUGACAUUCAGUCAGAAUGAUGAUGAGUAUGGAGCUGCGUUAGGGUCAUAUACCGUAUUUUCUGGACUAUAAAGCGCACCUGCAUAUAAGCCGCAACCGCUCUAUUUAAAAAAAAAAAGAUUAAAAAAAGACAUACAAGCCGCACCUGCAUAUAAGCCGCAUCCGCUCUAUUAAAAAAAAAAAUUAAACAAAGACAUACAAGCCGCAUCCACUUCAUUAAAAAAAGUUUUGCGAGCCACAGAUAUUUAUGUUUUUAGAUUAGAUAUUUACUACAGGUACAAAACAAUUUUGAAUUGUAAAUGAACAUGUAUGUACCUAAAUAGAUCCUUUCCUAACCUUUGUCUGAAAGCUUUCCUCGACUUCGGGCAUUUCAUAAACUCUCCCCGCUGCCUCCUUCAGCGUCUCACCAUAGACUCAUUGACGCUUAGCUUCCGAGCAGCAGCGCGGUUUCCUUUCUGUAUAGCGACAUCGAUGGCCUUCAACUUAAAACUGGCAUCAUACAUAUUUUUUCGUGUGGGUUCCAUGAUGAAGGGGUGAAGAAGAUGAAUAUAAUAGGAUUGGAAAUUUGUCGUCCUUCUAUCUGCUUCUACCAGUUAUAUCUGCUAAAGAGGAAGUAGCGUAUUCUUCUUUGCAUUUAUUUUAUCUUAGUUUUGAUUCUAGUUCCGGUUAGGGCGAGGGACCGAAAUGGCAGAGCAAUUACGUUCAAUUUGACACCGGCAUGGCGUGGCAUGUAUCCGAAGUGGCAGGGAGAGCAAACAGUGCCACUUGGGUAUUAGUUUGUAUUGUACAUCAGGGGUCAUUUUGUGCCAUUUGGGUGGAAAUGCAAUUUCUGUUAAUUCCAUUGGAUGGCAUUCCUGUUUUAUGAUUUUAACCUUAUGGACACCAUUAUGAGUGUGUGGGGGAGGGGCGGCGUGCCAUGAGGGGUCAUGUCUGAGUGCCCCCUUGUGGCAAAGGGUCUUGAUGAUAUUUCCCAAGUGCCGGGGGU
This is a messenger RNA of Poeciliopsis prolifica (blackstripe livebearer), 3266 nucleotides long. Its product is annotated as scavenger receptor cysteine-rich type 1 protein M130-like. NCBI's taxonomy places the organism in Eukaryota, Metazoa, Chordata, Actinopteri, Cyprinodontiformes, Poeciliidae. The record is from RefSeq and is a predicted model, not a curated record. The coding region runs from base 1 to 1992 and encodes 663 amino acids. The transcript has 9 exons. Gene Ontology annotation, cellular component: membrane.